ACUAGCCGCAGAUUCAAAAUGCACAGAGUUCCCUUCGAAAACCUGGGGAAGCGGAAACCCUAAAUAAGGCUGCGCAAUCGCAACCCCAAUCCCAAAUCCUUGGUUUUGUUCAUCAAGCAAGCUUGGGUGAGAGUUCAAUGUAUUUGCAGUGCCAAAAGUUUUUGACUGGAGUUGAGAAAUCAGUUUGUCAGGUAAAAAGUAAGAUUGAAUGUCCGACGCCGGAGAAGCUAAGCGACCAUUUGCCCACCAAUUUACAGCAGGAACUGCCGGACAAUUACAGGAUUGCAGCUGAUUUCCUGGAUCAUAUGAAUUGUUCGUUAAGAUUGCUUCGGCUGCGUAAAAGGUCUACUACGUUUCAGAAUGUAUCUCGUCAGGUCGAAAUUCUGGCCAAAAGAAAGUUCUCAUACAGGCAUCUUGCUCAGAUCAAAUUUAUACUUCCUGAAGCCAUAAAGAUAAAUUGGGUUUUGUCUGACAUGGAAACUCAAAUCAUGAAGCCGGAUUGAAACAUCACCUUGCUAUUUGAUAUUGUAAAAGGCCACCGUGAGAUAUCUGAGUUUACAGCUUUGCGUCAAGUUUUUGCUUCUAGGCUUAUGAGUUUCUUUGCAAUGCAUCCGGAGGCAUCUGAUGUUCCAGAGACCAUAUUUCCAGAGCCUUUUAGCAAAAGAAGUCAGAUACCUGUCCUGACAUUUUCCACAGAUUCUUCCACACAGCCUAAACCAAUGUCAGUUGAAACUGAGCCGUUGUCAGAAUUUUUUUGUUUAUAUCCAUAUAUCAGUAGGCAUUUUUCGCGGGAUGAUAUUGUAUCUGAGACAGAAAUGACCCAAGACUUAUCUUCUCCACUACCUUUGCUAUCUGCUGAUGGUAUGAAUAACCAAGGUAGAAAAAGUGGGCUGCAGAAAGAGUUUCUUAAUCUAUCUCAAGACAUCAAUAUUUGUCAGCGGAAAGAGAUAUGCUCCAAAAGUCCGUCCAUUAUUAUUGAUCACUCAAUACAUAUGAAUCACCCUCAGCCUUCUAUUGGUUCUCACAUACCUGAUAGCCCCGUGGUGAAGCCCACCUCAUCUGUCAAUAGUUUGAUGAUAGAAACACCUCAACCAUCAACACCAAGGAGAUCGAUGCCCAGUUGUGAUGCCAAGCAUGAGAUCUCGAACACCCAAAACUCAACAUCUUGUUAUAAGCCUGCAAAAAGAGUUUUAGACUUCUCAGACCUAGAAGGUGAUAAAAGUGCACUUGACAUCAGUGCAGAUGAGUCAGCAUGCUACAAUCUUGUACGGCAAGGCAUCCCUAAAGCUGCAGGAAAAACUAUCGAAGAUAGACACCUCAAUUUUUCUCCAGCAUUGCAAGAGGUAGAACAGGUCCUUGGUUGCUCUAAUGAGGAUUGCAAGCAGAUUCAAACAAGCUCAUCAAUGCGCCUGCGGAUGUCUACUCGCCUACCUGACUUGGUUACUCUAAUUUAUGGUGUUUUGAAGUCUUUUAACUGGUCUCCUAUCACCAAAGAGGAGCUUGUGCGCAAGAUAAUGAUGAAUAGUCUUGAUAUUAUUGAAAGAAAAGAAGUUGAAGAACAGUUUGGGCUUCUUGAGAAGCAUGUUCCAGAUUGGAUCCAGAGAAAGAUGCUUUCUAGUGGGGAUAUCAUGUACAGUGUGGAGAAAGUGCCAAAUUUGGACUCAGUUCUAUCAAAGUUUAAGGAUCAGAUAGUUUCAGACGAAAAGGUGGAAGCAUCUGAUUCCACUCACCAGUAGGAUGAAGCCGGUAUGACUAUUGCUGGCCGGUAUGGUAGUCUGCGUUGGAAAGGGAACUGUGAAGAGUCUUUUUGUAUCAAGUUGCUUUGCUUCUUCAGUCUAGUGAUGGAGUGUGAUUUAUAUUUCCAAUUAGACCACAAGGAUUCAUUUGGUUUGUUGUAAUGUAGAUAUAAAAAUAUAUGACAU
Argentina anserina (silverweed cinquefoil) is the source of this 1922-nucleotide messenger RNA. RefSeq names its product CDT1-like protein b. Gene Ontology annotation, molecular function: DNA polymerase binding; DNA binding. Gene Ontology annotation, biological process: DNA replication preinitiation complex assembly; mitotic cell cycle; regulation of DNA-templated DNA replication initiation. The record is from RefSeq and is a predicted model, not a curated record. NCBI's taxonomy places the organism in Eukaryota, Viridiplantae, Streptophyta, Magnoliopsida, Rosales, Rosaceae. Gene Ontology annotation, cellular component: nucleus.